AUGAGCAGUUCAGAUAGAAUCGAACUUUCGAUUGAUCCAAGUACUUGGAAUCCUAUGGAUGAAGACAUGUUUUCUCUGGAUCCCAUUGAAUGGGGCAAACCUUAUACGGAAGACGAACCUUCUAUGGAAUACAAACCUUCUAACCAAACUUAUACGGAAGGAGAACCUUCUACAGAAGAAAAACCUUCUAACGAACCUUAUAGGGAUGAUGAAAUUUCUACAGAAGACGAACCUUAUAUGGAAGGCGAACCUUAUACAAAAGACGGGCCUUAUACAGAAGACGAUUCUUCUACAGAAGAUGAACCUUAUACAGAUUGUCUUGAUUUUUAUCAAGAAAGUACAGGACUAUUGGAGGCGGUUCAAACAUGA
Messenger RNA from Vicia faba (fava bean), 369 nucleotides. NCBI's taxonomy places the organism in Eukaryota, Viridiplantae, Streptophyta, Magnoliopsida, Fabales, Fabaceae. The record is from the annotation of a GenBank genome assembly.